This is a messenger RNA of Phasianus colchicus (ring-necked pheasant), 3807 nucleotides long. RefSeq names its product glycosyltransferase 1 domain containing 1 (gene GLT1D1). NCBI's taxonomy places the organism in Eukaryota, Metazoa, Chordata, Aves, Galliformes, Phasianidae. The record is from RefSeq and is a predicted model, not a curated record. Gene Ontology annotation, molecular function: glycosyltransferase activity.
GGUUUAAGGGAGAAAUUCUUCAUUCAGAAAGUGGUGAUGCUGUGGAUGCUCUGUCCCUGCUAGGCGUUCAUGCCCAGGCUGGUUGGACUGCCUGCUGUAGCCGAGGCUGUGGUUCUCCUUGGCUUUUGCCCUUCCCGAUAAUCAGCGUGCACUCUGACCUCGGGGGGCCCUGCAGGCAGAGCGGCUCCGACACCACCGCGCGCAGAUCCCGCUGCUAUUGGGGCAGCUCGGCCGGCUCCGCGCCGGGCGGGGCCGAUGCAGGUGUGCGCCCGCAGCGCCGCGUGGGUUCCGCGAGGCCGCUCCCGUGCCGGCGGCAGGUGAGGAGGCUUGCGGGCAGACAUCGACCUCGGCGCGGCCCCUCGCCGCGGCGGGAGGAAGAAAAUACCGCUAUGAGGCUGCUCCUGCUGGCGUGCCUCCGAACGCACACCGGCAACGCGACCACGGCGGCCAGGAUACGGAGUCAUCUGCACGAUGCAGGUCACAUCUGCAUUCUCAAAGAUGCUUCCAGGUGUGAAAGUCUGACUGAAAUAGCGAAUCUAACCUCUGCAGAUCAAUUUGAUGCAGCCCUGGCCAUUCAUCUUUAUAAAGGAGGCAGACAUCUGCAAGGUAGCAGAAUUCCUUUUGGAAUCAUCUUUGGAGGAACAGAUAUAAAUGAAGACAUCAGAAGUGAAGAGAAACAUCGGGUAAUGGGAGCAGUGCUAAGAGAAGCCAGGUUUGCCGUGGCUUUCACGACGAAAAUGAAGGAACUGGCAGCAGCAGAGUGGCCAGAUGCUAGCAAGAAAAUAUAUGUCCAAUAUCAAGGAAUCAGGACUACUCCCACUGAAACGUUUGACUGGUGUAGAUUUCUACAAAAUGCAGACAUUCCUGCAGAUACAGAGGAUUUACACGUAUUUCUCCUGAUAUGCGGACUUAGAAGAGUCAAAGACCCUCUGUAUUUAGUAGAUGUCUUCUCAGACUGGCACAGAAAGGAGCCCACUGUUCACCUGGGCAUUAUUGGACCUGCAGUCGAUCCACUUCUCACACAUGAGGUGAAGGAGAAAAUCAAAAGGGCACCUGGAGUACAUUUAUUACAGGAGAUGCCACAGGAUGAUCUUCAUGCUGCUAUGAGAAGGUGCUUUGCUGUAGUAAACAGCUCCAUUUCAGAGGGGAUGUCUGCUGCAAUUCUGGAGGCAAUGGACUUGAAUAUUCCAGUACUUGCAAGGAACAUUCCUGGAAAUGCAGCAAUAAUAAAACAUAAAGAUACAGGACUGCUAUUUUCAGAUCCCCAGGAGUUUGUUGCGCUGUCCAAGAGUUUGAUGAAUGACCCCAUUAUGGAAAGAGAAAUUGUAACAAGGGCCAAAGACUAUGUGAAGAAAUAUCACUCAUGGGAAUGCGAGAGAAAAGCCUAUCAGAAUCUUGUCCUAAGACUCCAGUGAACUGCCAGACCCAGCAGUCUGUGUAGAGCACUUUAAUGAUGGAAAUGUAAUUAGAUUUGGGUUUCUCUGGGUUUCUUUUUGGAAGAGAUAGUAAGACAUGCAUUAUUAUUCUAUUCAAAUGCACCAACAUCACAGGAGUUGCCUGCUACUUCAAACUAUCAAAUUUAUCUAAUUCAGCACACUGUCUCUAGUGUACCAAUUCAUCACAGACCAGUAUCAGUUUCUAAGAUCACAUAGGAGAAAUAUAUUCCUUGAGCAGACACAUAUUUUUUGUGUAAAGUCCUCAGAAGGAGGAUGAUUUCUUGUAUACAGUGCAGCGCUUCACCACCAAGAGCUUAUGUCAAAUGUUGUGAUCAUGUUGCAUCCUAACAAAAUGCAGUAUAGAAUCUUAGAAGCGUAGAAUGGCUUGGGUUGAAAUGGAACAUACAGACCAUCCUGUUCCAACCCCCUGCUGUGGGUAGGGUUGCCAUCAACCAGAGGAGGCUUUCAGGUCCCCAUCCAACCUGGUCCUGGGCACACUACCAGGGAUGGGACAUCCCCAGCUUCUCUGGUCAGCCUGUACUACUUCACCAACCUCCUCAUAAGAAAUCUCCACCUAAUAUCUGAUCUAAAUCUCCCCUCUUUUAGUUUAAAGUCAUUUCUCCAGAAGCAGUUUUUCUUUCCACUUAUACCAAUCUGAAUGUUUGGGUACGUGUGACAUGCACAUUCAAGUACUUAAAGCCAUGACUAAAUAUACAGAGUACAAAAUUAUUAAGAUGAAAGCCUUCUUCAGGCUAAAAGACAGAUGUAUCUAUUGAUAUUGAUGUAUACAUUGAUAAACAAAGUGUUGAUGCUUAGGGAAAACAAAAAAUAUAGGAAAUGUUUUUUCCUGCCCUAAAGGUACCUGGAUUCCUUUCAGCUUAGCUGGUAUGGCUGAACAGUAACACGUCUGCAUUUUCUCUUGAGUCCUGAUUGUAAUCAUGUAGGUUGGCACAGCACCUGACGGCCAUACAUGGUUUCUCAUUCCAGAAUUGCAUGGUACUGCCCUCGGCAGCAAGAUGUGCUUGCAGGCAGGGAUGCUUUGUUACAUAAACUACCUCUUAAUUUGCCAGUUACUUUGGUACCUUGGUUAUUUAUCUAUUUGCUAAAAGAUUUAUGAGAGCUAUAAAAAGGAAUGAAGGGGGAAAAAAAAGUAUUUUUCAAUCUACUAUGUAUUUUGGAACUGUUCAUUCUCAUUUGUGGUUCUCAGGAUAUAUUUUAACACACUGCAGUAGGCUAUUUUAAAGGGAGACUUAACUAUACUUGAAGCCCAUGCUAAUCAUUUUUGCUAGCACAGUGAUUAUGGACAUAUCUUUGAUUCCAUAACUGGUCAUCAAAGAACUUGUAUUUAUAGAAGGAAGAGUGUCAAACUUUCAAUUCUGACUGAAAAACUGUACACUUUGUAUAGAUUUGAUCCCGUUCCCAUGACUGUGAGUUUUCUAUUGAUUUGAAUGGCUAUUCUGUCUGACUUUUCUUUGUAAGAAUGGAGUUCAGUCCAUCUUUUAAGCUUUUCUCUGUAUUUUGGAUGUUUUGCAGCCACUGGGAGCGUAAACAAAAAAGGAAUUUGAAUGUUGUGUGUUGACUUCUCUAAAACAUAUCCCCCUUUUCCUUGUAAUGUGCUCAGCAUUGCCUUCGAUAACAUGGGACAUCACAAUCCCCAAGGGCAAAAGCAGCCUAAUCUCAAAUCAGAGAAUAGCUACACACCCUUUUAAGCACAUUUCUCUGAAAUCUUUGUUGUCCCCUUUACACACUGGGAUGUGAGUGCGCCUGCACUAAUUCUCAGCUUAGAAUGCAUCUACCACUGAACAGCUUCUCAUUCUGCCUCCGCAUCUUUCUUUGGACAUCUCUGUUAGCAGGAUUAGCAGGGCCUCUUGUAGUAUUGCAGUCUGUCUUUUAGGCACAGCAAGCUCUGUGUUAAGGGAGGAACCCCUCUGACACUGAUUUCAGCAUGAUGAAUGUGGUAGGGGACGCUGAUAGACAAUAGCAAUAAAUGGUCUUUUUUUUUAAUCUAAGUGAGCAUACUGCAGGCUGUGCUGGUCCUCUUAAAACACCUCACGUCUCCUCUGCCCAUGUGUCUCUGAUACUCCACUUAUUUGGCACUAAUCCAUUGGCCUUCCCCACUCCUGUGGCAUCUAUCAUCUCCUGAGAAAUACAGAUUAUUAACAAAUAAACAAAUACGUAACGUGCGAUAGAAAUUAGCUAUACUUCAAAGCAUUGAGCUAAUGGUAAUAAAUGAUUGGAAACAGUCACAAUUAGAAAGCUUUUCCCAAAGUGUAGAAUGUUUAUCAGCAAGCUUCAAGGAACUAAAUAGAUUGAACUGGAAUUUGUGUUAUUUCCAGCAAAACAAAACAUGUGCAAGUGAGAAAUUCUGCUA